Messenger RNA from Centruroides sculpturatus (bark scorpion), 1076 nucleotides. Its product is annotated as RNA exonuclease 4-like. Gene Ontology annotation, molecular function: nucleic acid binding; 3'-5' exonuclease activity. The record is from RefSeq and is a predicted model, not a curated record. Gene Ontology annotation, biological process: rRNA processing. The coding region runs from base 66 to 1061 and encodes 331 amino acids. Gene Ontology annotation, cellular component: nucleus. The transcript is spliced from 9 exons. NCBI's taxonomy places the organism in Eukaryota, Metazoa, Arthropoda, Arachnida, Scorpiones, Buthidae.
GAAAAAAUUUAGCGCCAUCUCCAUCAGUUUGGGAAUGAUAACAAACGACAGCAAAAUUAUAUUACAUGGUGUCAAAAAAUUCUAUGAUGGAAAAUGAAGAAAAAAACAGUAAAAAGAGGAAAUUGAAAAAUUCCAUAAUUCAAAAUAAGAAAAUGAAACUGAAGAAAAGUGAUACGGUGUCGAAUUAUCCAAGAUGUAGUUCAGUGUCAAGUAACUGGCAAAAACUAAUGGAGACUUUCAAAUUGAAUCCAGUUAAACAGAAGAAGCUUGAAAUUAGUAAAAUGAAAAAAAAGAAAGGAAAAAAUUUCAAGCAAAAUAGUGAAACUGAAAGGAAAAAGAAGUCUCAAAAGACUACUCAAGAUGAUGAAAUUUGGUUUGAUGGUGUUGAUAAAGAUUUACUUGAUUUGUCUCAAAGGAAAUCUGAAAAUUCUUCAAAUGAUACACUUGUUAGAUCAGGACAGCAAACAAAUCAAAUAACCAAAGUGGUAGCAAUGGAUUGUGAAAUGGUGGGAGUAGGUGAAGAUGGCAAAGAUUCAAUGCUUGCCAGAGUGUCCAUAGUAAAUUCUCUGGGAUUCUGUAUAUAUGACAAAUACGUGAAACCAAAGGAAACUAUUACUGACUACAGAACUGCUGUCAGUGGAAUUAGACCAGAAGAUUUAAAAAAUGGUGAAGAAUUUGAAGUUGUACAGAAAGAAGUAUAUGAUAUUUUAAAGCAAAGGAUUCUUGUUGGACAUGCUGUAAAUAAUGAUUUAAAGGUUCUUUAUUUGGAUCAUCCCAAAAGCAAAAUUCGAGACACCAGUAGAUACAAAUAUUUCCGAUCAUUAACAAGAGGUAAAACGCCAUCUUUAAAAACUUUGGCAAGAGAGGUAUUAAAAGUAAAAAUUCAAGAAGGGGAACAUAAUUCUGUACAAGAUGCUCAAGCAACCAUGCGUCUCUACACUAUGCAUCGUAAAAAGUGGGAGUACGAAAUAAUUAAAAGAAGAAGAGCUGCCAAAAAGAAGAGUUUGGAUAAAAUUUUUGGCAGUAGCUGGAAUGUAACUCACAAUAUUAGCAAGAUAUGACUCUAUAAAAUAUAC